This is a messenger RNA of Anopheles darlingi, 1939 nucleotides long. RefSeq names its product thioredoxin domain-containing protein 5 homolog (gene prtp). Gene Ontology annotation, biological process: protein folding. Gene Ontology annotation, molecular function: protein disulfide isomerase activity. NCBI's taxonomy places the organism in Eukaryota, Metazoa, Arthropoda, Insecta, Diptera, Culicidae. Gene Ontology annotation, cellular component: endoplasmic reticulum. Bases 329 to 1636 code for a protein of 435 amino acids. The transcript is spliced from 2 exons. The record is from RefSeq and is a predicted model, not a curated record.
UUAGCGCCGGAUAGAGAUCAGAUUCCAUAGUGAAAAUGGACAAUUUUGGUCAGCUGGGUAAUAGUGGGUUUUGAAAAGGGUCAAAGUUUUGCACCAAACCCGGCACUUUUGCUUAUUGAGACUUUUUACUCUGCUGUGUUUGUGUAGAAUGUGUGCACUGGUUUAUGUGUGAGUUAUGUGAAGGUGUUUUAUCGCCAUACUAUACGCCAUACAUACCUCAUCCACCGAUAAGAAGCAGAAGAACCUCUGAUCGUUUUUCCCUGUUUCCCGGUUUUAAAUUAAGUGAAAGUCUACAACUAAACAGUCACACAUAUAGGAGAAUACAGUUAUGUUUACCAUGCUUUCCCGUGUGGUGGUUUUUCGUUGGUUCCUGCUAACGCUGCUGCUGGUUCUGAAGGUGGCUACCGGUCACCCGGAUACAGCGAGCGUGCAGCUUACCAAAGAGAACUUUCAGUCGACAAUCGAUGCAGAAAAUGUGUUCGUUAUGUUCUAUGCACCAUGGUGUGACUACUGUAAGAAGCUAGCACCGAUCUGGGCCCAGCUAGCGGAGGCCCGCAAUAGCGUGAACUCUGCCAGCUCGGCGAAAAUCGCCCGCGUCGACUGCACCACGGACGGUGACCUCUGUACGCAGCAAGAGGUUAGCGGCUACCCGACACUAAAGCUGUUCAAGAUGGGUACAAUCGUGAGUGAAGGCGCAUCAGAUGGGGGAAUCAAAUACCGCGGUGGGCGUGAUCUGGACCAGUUCAACGCCUUCCUCACUGCGCAGUUGGCGAGAACUGCAUCGAGAGAUGAUGAGGAAGUUAGGGCUGCUGGAGCGGACAGUGGGGACGUACACUCCAUCGGCAUGGAUGGUGAAAAUGAGGAGGAGAUUCCCACGCCGCCGAUACCGCUGUCGCCUCUAAUCGAGCUAACCGAAGAUACGUUCGCAAAACACAUCUCCACCGGCAAACACUUCGUGAAGUUCUAUGCGCCUUGGUGCGGUCACUGCACCAAGCUCGCCCCUACCUGGGAGGAGCUGGCCGUUUCGCUCGAGCACGAGCGCGACAUUCGCGUGUCGAAGAUCGACUGCACACGCUUCAGGCCUAUUUGCACCGACUUCGAAGUCAAGGGAUAUCCGACGCUGUUAUGGAUCGAGGAUGGCAAGAAGAUCGAGAAGUACACAGGACCUCGGUCGCAUAACGAACUGAAGCAGUACGUGUCGCAGAUGGCUGGCGGUCUCCAAGGUGCCAGUGCGGAUGGUGCCGACAGUGCUAAGAUGGAAGGAGUAGAAAAGGACAACACUUCAUCAUCGGCGGUGUUGCAGCUCGGUGAGCGCGAUUUUGCGCAUGCCAUCUCUCGAGGCGUCACGGUCGUCAAGUUCUACGCACCGUGGUGUGGUCACUGCAUGAGACUGGCACCGACCUGGGAGCAGCUGGCGGAGAAGUUUACCGGUCGCGAUGGUGCUCGGAUUGCGAAGGUGGACUGCACCGUGGACGGCAACAAGGAGCUGUGCGGCGAGCAGGAGGUCAACGGAUAUCCGACCGUCUUCCUUUACCGCGACGGUGUCAAAGUCACGGAAUAUCACGGGCACCGCUCGCUUGACGAUCUAUAUGAAUUCGUCUUGCAAAAUCUGACCGGCCAACAUGAUGAACUGUAAAAGAGAACCCGGGAGACAAUUUCUAUCCCGGGACAUCAAUCGGCACCAGCGGGGAACAGCAGGUUUGAAACCUCACACAAUAAGUAUGCAUUUUGUCAAGAAAAAAAUCGCCCCGUCCGGUUGACUUUCGACUAUCAGAUCACGACCCCCAGUCAUACGACAGGUCCAUGUUUGUCUGGUUCCGGAGCGACUAUGGUUGCCUUAAAAUCGUAAUUCAUGCUACCGUGGUGUUGCUCAUUAUUGUCUUUAUUUCUGUCCUUUGCAUCGACCUAAUAAAACUAAAUCAUAAAAUUACCUUUAGUA